CGUCCGGUUCGCGCACAUCGUUUCUGUCUCGGCCGCACCGCAAGAACACAGAAUAAAUAAGAGACCUACUGGGACUUGGGACUGCCACUAUCCACCCGACACAGUGCUCUCGAGUUAAAGUGCAGCGCGAGUGAACCACAGUGAACACUACUAGUCUUCAACUAAGCAUAAAAACAGUAAAAUGCACCGUAUAUAGGAAUUCCGUAGAACGAGUAGAUCCAAAGUAGUAGCCAAGAGAUAAGCCAAGUGUAAAACCAAGCGGAGGACAUGGCUACCAACACGGAACUGCUGCCAUUCCACCACCAGACAAUGGCGGUGUUGAACAAUCUGAAUAGCCACUGUGGCGGAUCCGGCAGCAAUGGAGCGGCCACCAGUGGCGGAGCAGCGGCAGCGGUUGGCGGACCAGGUGGAGCGCCCACCUGGGCCAUGGAUGAACUCUAUCAACAGACUGAGCUGCCCGGACUAACGCGAACCGGGGCCACCACCACGCAUCACCACCUGCUGCGCUUCACGCCCUACGCCCUGCAUCACCGACCGCCACACCACCAGCUUCAGACCCUGCCGCCGGCCUUGUAUUUGCAACAUGCCGCAGCAGCGGCUGCGGCGGCAGCAGCGGCAGCGGCCCACGCACAGCAUCACCAUCAUCAUCACCACCACCUACCGCACAGGCCCGCUUCGCCGGAGAGUCCGCCACCAGUGGAGGGCACCCAUAUCAGCAAUCUGUUCCCGGAACUCCUCGAGCAGAUCUUCGAGCACCUUCCAGUGCGGGAUUUGGGCCGGGCGGCACAGGUUUGUACUGCCUGGCGGGAUGCGGCGUAUGCCAAGAGCGUUUGGAAGGGCGUCGAGGCCAAGUUGCACCUGAAACGCUCCAGUCCGAGUCUAUUCAACUGCCUGGUCAAAAGGGGCAUCAAGAAGGUGCAGAUCCUCUCGCUGCGCCGCUCGCUCAAGGAUUUGGUCCUGGGCGUGCCGGCUCUGACCUCGCUGAACCUGAGCGGAUGCUUCAACGUGGCCGACAUGAAUCUGGGCCAUGCCUUCAGCGUGGAUCUGCCAAACCUAAAGACCCUGGACCUCUCCCUCUGCAAACAGAUCACUGACACAAGUCUGGGACGGAUUGCCCAGCACCUAAGGAAUCUGGAGACCCUGGAACUGGGCGGCUGUUGUAACAUCACCAACACUGGACUCCUGCUAAUAGCGUGGGGCCUGAAGAAGCUGAAGCACCUGAAUCUGCGAUCCUGCUGGCACAUCAGUGACCAGGGCAUUGGUCACCUGGCGGGUUUCUCACGCGAAACGGCCGAGGGCAAUCUGCAACUGGAGUAUCUGGGUCUGCAGGACUGCCAGCGGCUGAGUGACGAGGCCCUUGGUCACAUUGCCCAGGGUCUGACUUCGUUGAAAUCGAUCAACCUGAGUUUCUGCGUAUCCGUGACGGACAGCGGACUGAAGCACCUGGCCCGGAUGCCAAAGCUGGAGCAACUGAACCUCCGUUCCUGCGACAACAUCUCGGACAUCGGAAUGGCCUACCUCACGGAGGGCGGCAGCGGGAUCAACUCCCUGGACGUUAGUUUCUGCGACAAGAUCAGCGAUCAGGCACUGACGCACAUUGCCCAGGGACUCUACCGACUAAGAUCUCUGUCGCUGAAUCAGUGCCAGAUCACCGAUCACGGAAUGCUUAAGAUCGCCAAGGCGCUCCACGAGUUGGAGAACCUCAAUAUCGGACAGUGCAGCCGGAUUACGGACAAGGGCCUGCAAACGCUGGCCGAGGAUCUGACCAAUCUCAAGACCAUCGAUCUCUACGGCUGCACGCAACUCAGUUCCAAGGGCAUCGACAUCAUCAUGAAGCUGCCCAAGCUGCAGAAGCUCAAUUUGGGCCUCUGGCUGGUCAGGUGAUGCGUCCACCACGAUUGCAACGCCUGUGCGGCGGAGGAGGCCGCUCGCGGCUCUAGUAAUUCCCAACCAUAGAUUUCAAGUGGGAAAGGGAGGGCAGGCUGAGCAGACAAGAUACACUGAGAACUCAUAGCUUUCGUUUGCCAUACCACACGCUGUACUACAUUUUUUUUUCGUACGAUUCGAAAAACGAGCUGAGAGGCACAAAACAACACGGCAAACAAUGCGGCACACACACAAACACACGCAAGAAAAAGCAAGGCGAGCGGGCGGAGUUGGGGAAAUAGAGACAGGGACAGACGGCGACAGGGGGAGAGUGCUGGCAGUUCAGCUUGUACUCAGAUAAAUUCUUUUUUUGUUGGCAAAAAUGUACUAGAGUUUUGUCCCCCAUCCAAGGUUCAGGUCCCAAUUUUAUGGUUUUUUAGAAACAAAAACUUUAAUUAAUGAACCCCCAAAGAUCUUCUUACACGACCUGAAUUUUUUAUUUGAAGCUUUUUUUUUGCUAAGAUGCAGUCAACAUCGAAAUCAUAAACAAUAUUUUCUGUAAUAUGUAUAUAUCGACUUAUACAUAAACAACCGAUCCCAUAAACUGUAAAAUACCUAAACUUACGAAAAGUCAUGAAAAUUCAGCUCGUGUAAAAAGGGCUUUUAUUAUGGUUGGAAAGAGCUUUAAAUAGCUAUAAAAAAUUAUAUUAUUUUGCAGUACAAUAAGUAUGUAUGUCGUUUCAUGCAAAAGAUAUUUCAUCUUUUAAAUACUAGGUUAUAUCUCUUUAGCUAAACUUCAGCUUAAUCUAGCUAUUUUUCUGCAGAAUACCAGACACCACUGUUCAUGGAGCUCGCUCUGCUGCGUUGUGUUGUGUUGUUGUUCCUAGGGGGCAAGAGCGAGAGGGGAGACAGCCGCUGGCGUCGGCUUACACGCACGCAGCGAUAAAAAAAAGAAACAGCAGGCAACAACAACUGCAGCUAUGGCCGACAGCAACAAAGUGCAUGGCGAUGGAGACCCACGAUAAGCAGUGGGAGGGGGGAGAGCAGGAGAGUGGGCAGCAAAUUUACACACACAACACAUGUGUGUGUGUGUGCAAUGCAGGCCGCAGUUAAGCAGAUGCAAAUAAAUUUAAAUAGUUUAUUUUAAUUCACGCUUCGGCUACAAAAGCCAGCGUCCUCCAUUGCCACAGCAACAACAGAAAACAACAACAGCAGCAUAAUAGCGAUACAACAACAAAGCUAAAAAGAGAGGGAGUAUGGGGAAUUAAAACUUGACUCUCCGCUCUUUUUUCUCACUCUCCAUCGCAUUUUUCUUGCUCCCCUUUUGUGUUUGUAUCUUUUUUGUUUUUGUGCCUCGACGUUUUCUUCUCGUCGUUCGUUGCGAAUUUGUUUAGUACAGCGUCGUUAGUUAUGCCGUUUAAUUUAGUUGAUUAAAACGUAAACAAAGGAGUAACGAAAACUUAAGCAAAAACAAUGUUAAUAGUAGACACUUAAUGAAAAUGCGUAAAUUUAAUUCUUAGUUAUUAAACUUUGUCAAGCCACAAUUAGUCAAAUAACGAAAACGAGGGGAGAAUAACCAUUAACACAAGUUAUAAAAACAUAAAAAAAAAAACAAAAAACAAAACAACCUUGUUUAAUAGCAAAAAACUCACCCAAACACUUACACAAACAAACAAACACACACAAACGUUAAAGAAAAUUCUGUAAAUUUUUUAUUGUUUAAUUUAUAAGUAAGCAAGCAAAAAGAGAAGAUAACGAUUGAAAAGAAUUUGCGAAUUAAUUCUUUUUUCUAUUGUGAUAUAAAAUGUAUUGUAUAAAAAAGGAAACAUAAACAAGCAAGCAAAAAUUAAUGCUAAAACAACAAUUACGUAAUUUUAUUUAAGCAGCGAUAAGCGAAAAAGCGAGGAUUAAAUUAAAUAAAUUAAAAAUAAAUAAAUAUGUACAAUGUUAUGUUAAGUCAGGAUUUCUCCUAUUCUCUGUUUUUGGAUUAGUUAAAUGAGCCCGAUUCGAUUUUGUUGAUAUGCAAUAUACUGAAUGCCUUAAUUCCAUUUGCAAACUAUAUUAUUAACUAUGUUGAUUCUGAAAACCCCCUGAGUUUCGAUUGUGAGUUUUCCCUAGAUCUAAGUUUUUCGACGAUUGAUAUUUCUGUUUUAGGAGGCGAAACCCCCCAAAAAAAAUUUGAACGAUGACGUUGGCGACACGGAAGAAGAGAAAAUAAAUUAAACAUGUAUAAAAAUCCAGAAAA
Molecule: messenger RNA, 4111 nt
Organism: Drosophila elegans
Lineage: Eukaryota; Metazoa; Arthropoda; Insecta; Diptera; Drosophilidae
Gene: Ppa
Product: F-box/LRR-repeat protein 14
Exons: 1
Coding region: 268-1884 (538 amino acids)
Biological process (GO): SCF-dependent proteasomal ubiquitin-dependent protein catabolic process
Cellular component (GO): SCF ubiquitin ligase complex
Molecular function (GO): protein binding
Source: RefSeq, a predicted model, not a curated record